CUCACCAUCAACAUAUGCCUGAACUGGAUGAUGCACUUUUCUUCCGAAGCAUGACACACUUACUGGGCUGCAGAGCCGAGCCACGGGACGAGCCAGGGGACAGAGACACGGCGAGGAAGCCGCGAGGACAGAGUCAGACGAAGAGGAUGCUCGAGAGAAGAAGCAGAUGAGAGCUAAUGAUGAUGAUGCCAUCGACUGAGGGACGUUCGUAGAGAAAGAAGGGGAAUAAAGCUCUGCGGGGUUGGAGGACGGUGACAGUGAUGAUGAUGAUGAUGAUGAUGAGGAUGAGGAUGUUUCGGUUAUGAGGACGGGACCGCUCGGAGGAGGAGGAUGCUCGGACGAUCGGAGCGCUUCUCUGCUCAGCGUUGAUCAUCGUGCGGGCAAAUCUCGGGUAUCACUGAGAGUUUAACGAAGCGCUAUUCUGAGGAGGUGGGCCAAGUCCCCAGAGAGAGAGAGAGAGAGAGAGAGAGAGAGAGAGAGAGAGAGAGAGAGGACCUUCGGACUGGCUGAUCUCACUGGGAUGUUGUUGCUGCUGUUGUCAGCGAUGUGAAGCGACAUUAAGGGGCUAAUGAAAGGAUUCCUGCUUGCGUGUGGACACAUAUUUCUACAUUUUUCCAGUUUCAUAUACAGCAGCACUGUGUGAUAGAGACCAGUUAAAGUUGGCUUCCUGCCUGUUGAGAUGUGCCAAUAGGAAACACUGUGAACAGGGGUUCAUGCUGAUGAAAUUGAUCUGCUCAGUGAGCUCCAACCAGAGCCAUGGGGAGUACCCAGACUGCCGGAGUGAGAGGGAGUCGGGAGGGGAGGCGUCUCUCCUGGUGUCUCCGCUGGUGGUGGCGGGGAUCGUUAUAGGUCUGGUCCUCUUCCUCUCCUGCAUCACCAUCAUCAUUGGCAGCCUGCGCAAAGACAGUCGACUCCGAAACCCACACCUCCGAGCAAGCUACGGUCUGGAUGGUUUUUCCUACGGAGGUUCAGUAGGAGAACUAAGAUCUACCUGCUUAGAAGACUUUCCUCCUGGUUUAGACUUUGAUUCAUACAGAGAGACCCUGUCACAGGUCAACAACCUGUACCCCGAUUCACCGCCACGUUACGAUGAGUGUGUUGGUCCAGGUUCGACUCAGAUUUACAUACCAACAGAUGAUCCACCUCCUUACUCCCUAUUGGACCCCUGUCAGAGAGGGGCAGAGCAGGAGGAGCAGCCUAACUACACCAAUUUGGAUCCUUCUCCAUACUGUGGCGAGACCUCGGCCAGCGCUGCCUGGUUUUCCCCUUCCCACUACCCACUGGGACUACAGGGGCAGGAGCAUCAACACAUUGCAGCCAUUUCUUUCCCGCUGGAAGCGGCGCCGCCUUAUGAGUCAGUGUUGGCCGAGCAGGGACAGCCCCUCCCUCUCAUGCCGUGUAACCUUUAUAAACACCAAUCAGAGAGGGGGGAUGAUGGCAACUCCCAGCAACCAGGGGCGAACCAGAUCUCAUAGGACAAUUCAUUAUUUUUCUUUCACCUGCGCUGUUGGUUGUCCCCAGUUGAAUUAAACAAACACUUGUGAUGUGGGACACAAAAUGGCUGUUAGGAGCAGCUGUGACACCAAACAAUGGACACUAAAUGAGAUGUACACCUCUUCCACACAGUUGCUAACACCUAAUAAGGCUGAAAUAUUGCUGACGUCAGCCUUUCAGUGGACUGAAAUGCAGCCAGGACUCCUUACAAUUAACAGUUUGUUUCUGGACAACAUACAAACUCACUGAUUGCAUUGUACUGUAAAGUUUUUGGAAUGACAGCUUCUCCCAUAAAAAGGUUUGUCGUCCCGAUGAUGCUCCCUUGGACAAGACUUGCGUCCAUCUGGUCAUAACACCAUUGUCUAAUUAAAUUUUUGCCAUGUUUUGACUGUUAAUCUCUCUUUCUUGAAUAAUUUCAUGUGUCAUAUUUGGAGUUUAGGCAGAUUUACUGCUAUAAAUGUUAACAUCUAUUCAUGAUACUGUAGAUGAUGGCAAUUGGCUUUGUCUGUAGAUGAAAGGCGGAGUGUAAACAAUAUCUAUGUGCUAUUUAAUAGUGUAGUUUAAGGUAUACAGAAGCACACAGACUACCCCCCUCCCAUGUUUUUCUUUUUUUUUGGUAUGAUCCUCACCUAUCAGUCUAUUUAAAUGAUGUUUUGAAAGUACCACUUGUUGUUGUGUAUGACAUCCUCAACUACCAGAACACCACUGCUGAUUGUCAGUCUCUGUAGUGUGUAAACAUUUAGAGCAGUGUGCUGUCCUGUUGCUUCCGGUGUGGUGGUAGUAUCCUCGCGGUUAGAAUGACGACUCUGUAAUGAAAUGGUCGUGACCAUAAAUUAAUUAGGAAACUACCUGAACAGGAAGAGUGAAAUGUCAACACUACCCCCCUCUUUCCAGUUAUGCCUUCCAGAGCAAAGCACUAUGAUGACGUUAUGGAAGUCAGUGUUAAAUAUUUGCAGCAUACACUUGUCAUCACCAGAGAGGGGGUUUCAACACGUCCACUGUUGUGUCAUAACUCUUUCUAUCAAGGGCUCUGGUUUUAAUAUCAAUUCUGUAACUGGGACCCCAGCAGUGAAAUGUAGCUCAGAGCCCUCCUCCUGAUGAGGUUGGGUUGAUGCAACAAAGAAGUUACACAUUAAACUGUAGACCUUACCACACUGUUCAGUGGAGGAAUGGAUGCUUCUGCCUUUGUCUUUUUCUCUUUGUUUCCCUCUCCUGAAAGAAUUAACUUGACUUGAGCCAUUAUGGAGGUUUUUCCUUAGUGCACUAAAAGUGUCAGCAUCUUCUCAGUUAACCUGCAUAAGCAUCAGCUCGAUUAUUAAAUUAUGUAAUUCAUCAGAUAGCUAAAACUGAUGUUACAGCGUGAUAUGAGUAAUAAUGUUAUUUUCAAAACUAAAUAAUCUUUGCAUUAUGCCUUGAUUAGUUGAUUAGAAAAUGUCAGUAAAUAGUGAAAAAUGUCCAUCACAAUGUCUUAGAGCCCAAUGUGAUGUCUUCAAAUUGAUAGUUUUCGUCCAAAACCCCAAAAUGUUUCUGUCUGAAAAAGCUUCAGAUCCUCCCUGUUGAGGAUCUGAAAAAUGACUUGAAUAAGUAGAUUAUAAAAACAGUAGCUGUUUUCUACUAAUUGAUUAAUCAUAUGUUUCAACAACAUCCAACAGAUGUGUUACUGCUGAUGUAUCAUUUCCAAUACGAAGCAGAGAUUAUGAAUGUCUCUGUGUAGGUGGCCAGAUAUCAGCUAUAUGUAGAAAUCAACACAGUCUUAUGAAUGGGCUCUCAGAAACAUUUAGAUUGAGCAAAUUUGCCAAACAGUGAGUACAUUCAGCAUUAACUUAAUACAAAGAGUAACAUGAAGGUCACAUAGUGUGAUAAAAAUUACAAGUGCAGAGGGGUGAUAGAUGUAUUCAACCCCAGCACUGCAGCUUCCAGUCCCGUCUUAGUCAACAAUGGGAAUUUUAAUAAAUCAUAAAGGCAUAACAACUUUUCCAGGUUUUUAUACCUUAUAUAGCUUGACCAUUGUUUAGUGUAAUUUUGUGCAUCAGUAGAUAAGUGUAUUAACGCUGGAAAGAAGAAAAUCAUAAUCCAGGCAGCAUUAUGUGCAGCCAUGAAAUAUUAAACAAGUUAUUUACGGUUGUUGGUGCCCAAGAGCUGAACACCUCGACUAUGGCCACCAGAGACCCUGUUACAUCAACUCAGGGCUCUCUGUAUUUGACAUUAUUUAACGUAUUGUGACAAAGACAGAAGCAAAGGAGCCGUGUUUGAGUAUUAGUUGUGUGUGGGGGGAAAACCCGGAAAAUCCUGGAAAUGGCAUCACCAUUUAUCACCAGUUAUUGAAAGGAGGAAGUCAUUUAAGACUGAGCUUUAAUAACAAUGCAAAUGUUGUUUAGUUUCAGAAUAAUUUGUCCAGAUAUUUGUUUUGUUUUGUAAAUUUUGUUCGUCAAUUUAGACAAUUGUCAUUGUAUGACAUUGUUUUUGUGUUAUAAGAUGUGCCUAAUAUCCCUCAGACUGUUAGCUCGAACAUUGUAGCCAUAAUAUAAUAAUCUCGAUGCAACUAACCCAGUGUUUUGCACUGUUAUGUUUGGUUAUGACAUGAAGUAUUGGUUUACGGGUGUGGUAUGGAGGAUUGAUCAUAUUGAAUAAGUUGUGAUGACAGAUUUUAUUGAGGGAACAAAUGAACUCUUUCAAGCUGCUGUCCCAGUGAUCAGCUUUGUGUUGUCAUUUGGUUUGGCAGUUGAUGAGUAAACUGCACAGUUCACAUCCUUAUUGUAAUGUCCCAGCAAUGUUUUUAACUGGUUACCCUUCAGAGUUUGUCACUAAUGUUAACAACUCUUUUGAUUUUAUUGCAAUGGAUCGACUCAUUCUUUAACCACCUACAAUCUGAUUCUCUGUUUGAUUGUUUUCUCUUUUCUUUAUCUGUUUCUGUCUCUCCUCCUCUUUUUUCUUCCUGCAAGAUUCAGGGAAUCUUUAAAAAAUGCUAUUUUAAUGUGCAGUUAAAAUAAAAACUAAAAAACUGCAGUUCAUCUGCUACUAAUGCACCGCUCAGUUUCAGUUUCUCCCACAGUGACAUUUAUACACAUGAAGAAAUAUAAAUUGACUGGCUUGAUGAGGCCUAUUAGUGAUUUAGUGAUAAUUCUAUCAGUGUUGCUGGAUUGUAAAAAUGAGUGUAACUAGAAUAGUUUAAUCAGCCAAGUAGAAUUUAGCUGGUGAUCAAGGAAUCUGAUGUGUUUAUGAAAUUGACGCUAUUAAAUAGAAGACAUUAAAGGACCUCAUAUGUUGUGCAUUCAUACCUUGCAUACAUCUUGCAUUAUAGUGCUGGCAUAUUCAGUCCUGCAAAAAGAUGUCUCCACGAGAAGAAACACACAACAAAUCCACAGAAUUAGGAAUUUAAAUAAGAAAAAUUUAAAUACAACAUAGACGUUUUUAGAAAAUUGUUAUGAAAUUUAAAGUAACCAGUAGGUCAAAUUAUAUAUAAACUCUAACUAUAUUCUUCUACUAGAUUUUAGACACCUCAAAUGAUCGACUUUGAAUAGCUCUACACAUUUUUUUGUUCAUUAAUGUCAGUGGAAAACUGACAAACAUAAUGCAUUUUUAAAUUUUUUUGCGUUUUUAAAAAAUGAAGAAACACACCUUUCCCCAAACCUCUGCAUGGCUCUUUUUUUAUCCAGUACUCAUUGGCGCUAUAACAAUGUGCACAAAUUCCUCUCUAUGUUGAAAAUAUCAUCCCGACCCAUCACGCAUUUAGAGCUUUACAGUAAACACAGACUCAGUUUUACCAUCAAACACCAGAGGGUGAUGCAGAACUACAAUUUGACAUUCAGCUUUUUCAGUCACUAUUCAGUAAUAAUCCACACAAAGACAGGAAGUGUGAUCCUGGACGUUGAGUCAGAUACCAAGAUCACCUGGAUCUACUUUGCCAUGUUAGUGAGGAGUAUUUUAAUGCUUUAUUAGAUUAGAGGAAAUGUAAAAUGUAAAGAUCAUCAGGGUUGUCAGUAUUAAAGUAUUUGUUCAUAAAACUGAGAACUAGAGAAAUGUAUUUUUCAGAUUGCUCCAGUCGAGCACAUUUGUUUGCAUAUCGUUACUUUUUCCAGCUAGGAUAGCACUAUUUUGUGGGUGCAUUCUCUGUAAGUAAAUGGUAUGUAAAUGUCUUACAUGUGUGUCACUUCCCAUCUCUCCUCUCUCUUUCUUUCUUCGUCUGUCAAGACAACAGACUUCAUGUAUAUAUUAGAAACUGCAGUCAAUAAUGUUUCUUUAUGUUCUGUAUUAGACAUUUUGUUAAAUAUUUUCUUCUGUAGAGAAGAACGAAUAAAUCUGAACUCUUAUAUGAA
Molecule: messenger RNA, 5810 nt
Organism: Dicentrarchus labrax (European seabass)
Lineage: Eukaryota; Metazoa; Chordata; Actinopteri; Moronidae
Gene: bean1
Product: brain expressed, associated with NEDD4, 1
Exons: 5
Coding region: 714-1475 (253 amino acids)
Source: RefSeq, a predicted model, not a curated record